Molecule: messenger RNA, 609 nt
Organism: Arachis stenosperma
Lineage: Eukaryota; Viridiplantae; Streptophyta; Magnoliopsida; Fabales; Fabaceae
Product: isocitrate dehydrogenase [NAD] catalytic subunit 5, mitochondrial-like
Exons: 7
Coding region: 1-609 (202 amino acids)
Biological process (GO): isocitrate metabolic process; tricarboxylic acid cycle
Cellular component (GO): mitochondrion
Molecular function (GO): isocitrate dehydrogenase (NAD+) activity
Source: RefSeq, a predicted model, not a curated record
AUGGAAGAUUAUGGUGAGGUUGUAAUUAUUCCUGGGACCAGCUUACUGUGUACUUAUUACUGGUCAUAUAUAUAUUAUGUCAGAGAUGAUCCCCGGGAAAGCCUUCCUGGCUACAAAACUCGGCAUGAUAAUGUAAAUCUCAUCACAUAUGCGGAAAUACAGGAGUACAGUGGGGCUGAACAUCAGUGCUGUUGUGAGGUUGCGGGGAAGUAUCCUAAGAUAAAGUAUGAGGAAGUUGUCAUUGACAAUUGCUGCAUGAUGCUUGUGAGGAAUCCUGCUCUUUUUGAUGUAUUAGUGAUGCCAAACCUUUAUGGUGAAGUUAUUAGUGACCUCUGCUGGCAUGCUGCAACAUCGGGUGAGGGAGGUAUUGCACUAGCCAAGGCUGUACAUGGUUCAGCACCUGAUAUUGCUGAAAAGAAUUUGGCAAAUCCAACUGCUUUACUGCUGAGUGGUGUUUCAAUGUUGCGCCAUUUGAAUCUCCAUGACAAAGCCGACCAAAUUCAAAACGCCAUCCUCAACACAAUUGCAGAAGGGAAGUACCAAACUGCCGAUCUUGGAGGCAAAGCAAAGACAACUGAGUUCACCAAUACAAUUAUUGAUCAUCUCUAA